AAUCAAGGAAAAUUAAUUGCAAGAAAGAGAAAAUUACAAAGUCGUCCAAAUUUUUACUAAUUGUUAACACUGAAUUAAUUAAACCCUUAAAGUUCAUAAAAUUACGAACAAAAACCCAAUACAUAACAGUAAACUGUUACUUUUUUCCUUAUUUAACAUUACAGCACUGUUAACUUUCAAACCGUAUAUGUUAAAAGUGUGUCAAGUUACGUAAUAUUUAUCAGCACAGUAUUCUCAAUAUCAUGAUAAGUAGUGUCCGAGAGAAAAUCAUGGAAAAGGUUCUUGUAGUUGGAGCAGGGAUGACAGGGGCUUCAAUAGCUGCCUUUCUGAGGCAAGAACUUCCAAAAUCUACCAAAAUAUCAAUAUGGGAAAAGAGCAAUGGAAUAGGUGGUCGCAUGUCAACCAGUCGCGCCAGUAACAUCCGUAAUAGUACAGUUGACUUGGGAGCACAGUACAUUUCUGCGUCUCCUCUCUACCAGCAGAAACAUUCAGGAAUCUACUCAGAGUUAAUCCAGGCCGGGCUUCUGAUGGCAAUCGAUGUGGCCAGCAUAGAAGGCCACUCUGAUAAACAGCCGGACACCAAGCACUAUGUUGUGCCAGAGGGGAUCAGUGCUUUGGUGAAACACUUCGUGAACAAAGCAGAUGCAUCUGUCGGUCGUCAACAUUUGGUAACCAGCAUCACGACAGAAGGAACCCAUGUUGCUGUAACCACAGAGCAGGGUAUCAAAGAGUUGUUUGAUGCUGUGGUUCUCACCAUGCCUGUACCACAGAUAUUUCAGUUAAAAGGAGACAUUGCUAAAUUUAUAGGUGAGAAGGGCAUCAAGGCAGAUCUACAGAAUGUCAGCUACUCUUCUAGAUUUGCUGUGGGCUUGUUCUUCCCUCCUGGAACAUGUCUCGAUGUCCCAUGGUCUGCCAAAUACAUUUACGACAAUCCUUGUGUACGAUAUGUGUCUGUUGACAAUAGAAAAAGAAAUAAAGACUCAGCCGAUGUUGGCCCCUCUGUGUGCAUUCACACGUCUGUGCCCUGGAGCAUGGAGAACUUGGAGAAAGACAAGGAUUCAGCUGCUCAAGAAAUUCUUGAACACGUCAAGGCUGUGCUACCAUGGUUACCCAAACCAUCAGAGGUUAAAGGUCACAAGUGGAGGUAUUCACAAGUUGACAAGGGUUUUCCAGGCAGUCCUGGUUGUGUUAUCCUCAGUGACAGUCCCCCAGUCUUAUUGGCUGGUGACGCAUUCUCACGGGGUGUUUUUGACGGUUGUCUGGACUCUGCAUUGGCCACUCAGCAAUUAUUGGUUGGUCUUCAUAAAUCUAAAGUAUAAUGGCCAGUUCUUGCGUUGUAUAGUUGACAACUUAUUGACUUUUCAUCAGCAUUGGCCACUCAGCAUAAAUAGAUGGUCUCUUAGAUCAAAGACUAGUGUUGAAUAAUUUCUUGAUAAUAGUAUUUGUUACGAGUGCAAAAGUCUCCAUGGUAAUCACGAAAGCAUUUUCUGAUCAUGUAAUAGUAUUAAAUUAAUUAUAUAUAUAUUUUUAAUAGUAUUUAUACUGUUCAAACAUGCAUUUUGAUGUAACAAGAUGGAUUAUUUAUAGAACAUUUUUUAUGUAAAACCAUUCUGUUUUAAUAAUAGGGCAUUAAGAAAACAUAAUCUGACUAAAAUAACUUUUAUAUGCAGGACUUGGUUAACAAAAAUGCGCGAAUUUUAAAUGUCUGUGAUAUUGUGUGAUUGAUAAACCAUGUUUUGCUAAAGAUGUGUGUUAUAUGUGUGUUUACUUGGCAAAAAUGCAGAAACAUGCAGAAUGUUAAUGUUAUGUAUGGUACGGAGUAAUAGUUUAAGACAUAUCAUGUUGAGAGUACAGCUGAACUUUGAACAUUAUCAAAUUAGUUCAGCAAACAUUUUAGCUAUGAGCCGCGCUCUGGAACAUUGGAACAUAAUGAAUGUACAGUCUGCUUAGUGGAGCAUAAUGAAUGUACAGUCUGCUUAGUGGAACAUAAUGAAUGUACAGUCUGCUUAGUGGAGCAUAAUGAAUGUACAGUCUGCUUAGUGGAACAUAAUGAAUGUACAGUCUGCUUAGUGGACCAUAAUGAAUGUACAG
Molecule: messenger RNA, 2091 nt
Organism: Dreissena polymorpha
Lineage: Eukaryota; Metazoa; Mollusca; Bivalvia; Myida; Dreissenidae
Product: renalase-like
Exons: 7
Coding region: 243-1319 (358 amino acids)
Cellular component (GO): extracellular region
Molecular function (GO): oxidoreductase activity, acting on NAD(P)H
Source: RefSeq, a predicted model, not a curated record